CAGCGGAGCGGACAGGGGCGACACGCCACCCCUGUGGUCCCCUCCGGACAAGGGGGACAACGCCUCUAACUGCGACUGCCACGCGUGGAACUAUGGCAUCCACACAGGCCUCGUCCAAAACGUGGUCACCAAGACUUAAUCCCCCAAGGAGCUGCUUAAAUGGAUGACAAAAUUAAUGAAUCAUAAUAACCUGUGCCAGUUACCACGCGAAGCACGUUCUUCACAUUACUUUGGACUCAUAGAAAACCUAUAUGAUAGGUUUUGUGACUCCUCUAUCACAGCUAUUGCAACUGAGGUCCCAGGCGGUGAAAUACUUACCUGGUCAUAGGACUGCCAAGGGAAAAUGCCCAAGCUCCGACACUCAGUCCAUCUGGGUCGGAAUCUGCACUCUCACCACCAUGCCCAGCUGCCCCCACAGUUGCAUCUGGGUCCUGGGCUCCACUCCCUGGUCAGUCCCAAGAUUCCAGGCCCUCUCCAGGCUCUUGUUUAUCGAUGACACCCUUCCUCAGAGGUGGUGGUGAAGUACAGUCCAGCACAAGUGCAAUGAAGACAAAGACCAAAUGGUGGGAUCUUGUGUGUGAUAAUGCCUGGAAGGUCCAUAUCGCUAAGUUCUCCUUACUGGUUGGAUUAAUCUUUGGCUACCUAAUAACUGGAUGCAUUGCUGACUGGGUCGGCCGGCGGCCUGUGCUGCUCUGUUCCAUCAUCUUCAUUCUGAUCUUUGGCCUGACCGUGGCCCUGUCCGUGAAUGUGACGAUGUUCAGCACACUCAGGUUCUUCGAAGGAUUCUGCCUGGCUGGAAUAAUCCUCACCUUGUAUGCAUUACGAAUAGAGCUGUGUCCCCCUGGAAAACGGUUCAUGAUCACCAUGGUGGCGAGCUUCGUGGCCAUAGCGGGGCAGCUCCUCAUGCCCGGGCUGGCGGCGCUGUGCCGGGACUGGCAGGUGCUGCAGGCGCUCAUCAUCUGCCCCUUCCUGCUCAUGCUGCUGUACUGGUCGGUAUUCCCCGAGUCCCUCCGGUGGCUGAUGGCUACCCAGCAGUUUGAGUCUGCGAAGAAGCUGAUCCUGCACUUCACCCAGAAGAACUCCAUGAACACCGAGACUGACAUCAAAGGCGUGAUGCCCGAGCUGGAGAAGGAGCUGUCCCGGAGGCCCAAGAAGGUCUGCAUCGUGAAGAUGGUGGGAACCCGGAACCUGUGGAAGAACAUCGUGGUCCUGUGUGUGAACUCGCUGACAGGGUUCGGGAUCCACCACUGCUUCGCAAGGAGCAUGAUGGGCCACGAGGUGAAGGUGCCACUGCUGGAGAACUUCUACGCCGACUACUACACCAUGGCCAGCAUCACCCUGGCCUCCUGCCUGGCUAUGUGUGUGGUGGUCAGGUUCCUGGGGCGCCGGGGAGGGCUGCUGCUCUUCAUGAUCCUCACUGCCCUGGCCUCCCUCCUGCAGCUUGGGCUCCUCAACCUGAUUGGGAAGUACACCCAGCACCCAGACUCAGGUAUGAGCGACAGUGUCAAGGACAAAUUCUCCAUCGCGUUUUCCAUCGUGGGCAUGUUUGCCUCCCACGCAGUGGGAAGCCUCAGUGUGUUCUUCUGUGCAGAGAUCACCCCCACGGUGAUAAGGUGCGGCGGGCUGGGGCUGGUGCUGGCCAGCGCAGGCUUCGGCAUGCUGACGGCGCCCAUCAUCGAGCUGCACAACCAGAAAGGCUACUUCCUGCACCACAUCAUCUUCGCCUGCUGCACGCUCAUCUGCAUCAUCUGCAUCCUCCUGCUGCCCGAGAGCCGGAACCAGAGCCUGCCCGAGAGCCUCUCCAACGGGGAGCACUACACGCGCCAGCCGCUCCUGCCGCACAAGAAGGCCGAGCAGCCGCUGCUGCUCACCAACGCGGAGCUCAAGGACUACUCGGGCCUCCACGAUGCCGCGGCCGCGGGGGACGCGCUGCCCGACAGCGCCGCCGCCAACGCAGCCAACGGCCUGCGGUCCUGCGGCUCUGCGCGCGGCCUGCCCUGAGAGACCUGGGCCCGUGGGGGUGGCUGCGCGCAGGGUCACCGAGGGACCAGACACGUGGCUGCGAGCACACGCGGCUCUGCCGGGCUCACCGGGCACCGACGCCGCGGGAGCACAGGACCUUCGCUGGUGUGGGGGGAUUCUUUCCAAAACGCUAAGGAUGGUGUGAGGAAGCAGACUCUUUGGAAAUAAGACUUUCUUUUCUGCCAUUAAAUGUUUGUAUUUAUUUUGGUCAUUUUUA
Myotis lucifugus (little brown bat) is the source of this 2239-nucleotide messenger RNA. RefSeq names its product solute carrier family 22 member 23 (gene SLC22A23). Gene Ontology annotation, biological process: transmembrane transport. The transcript is spliced from 11 exons. Lineage: Eukaryota; Metazoa; Chordata; Mammalia; Chiroptera; Vespertilionidae. Gene Ontology annotation, cellular component: membrane. The record is from RefSeq and is a predicted model, not a curated record. Gene Ontology annotation, molecular function: transmembrane transporter activity. Bases 493 to 2001 code for a protein of 502 amino acids.